UGGAUGAUAGUGUGACUUCACCGGAGCCAGGCUUAAACGGACUCAACAGCGUCAGCCUCCGCGCAGUUAAUAUCGGUAACCGAAGGCGACUGUGCAGCAUUGGUCUUCUGCACAAGCUCCUAAACGGAUUUCACGCGCGAUUAUGGCGUCAAAUGAUUAUGCCCAGCCCUCAAGCCAUGGUUACGGUGGCUAUGGAGGACAGUCCAGCCAGAGUUACAGUCAACCCUCUGGCCAAAAUUACAGCCAGCAGAGUUAUGGGGGAUACAACCAAAACUCAGAGAGCAGCUCCGCUUAUAAUCAGGGUGGAUACAGUUCCAGCUAUGGACAGUCCCAGUCAGGAGGAUUGGGGUCUCCGCCCCCCUCUCAGGGCUAUAAUCAGUCCAGUCAGUCUUACAGCUCUGGAGGCUACAGUAACAGCAGCCAGCCUCCUCCAGCUCAAAGCGGAGGCUACAACCAGCAGUCCUCUUAUUCAGGCUAUAACCAGCAUCAGUCUGCUCCUCCGUCUGCCUCUAGUAACUAUGGCAGCAGCUCGCAGUCAUCUGGCUACGGUCCGCAGCACCAACAGCAGCAGGGUGGGGGUGGAUACGGGGGCAGUGGGGGGCAGUCUGGAGGAUAUGGGGGCAUUGGAGGACAGAGCGGUGGAUACGGGGGUAGUGGGGGUCAACACCAGUCCUCUCAGCUUGGAGGAGGGCCUUACAACCAAUCUCCAAACUACAGCUCUCCUCCAGCUCAAAACUAUGGGCAGCAAAACCAGUACGGACAGGGAGGUUACAAUCAGGAUGCCUCGUCAAUGAGUGGUGGUGGAGGCAGCGGCUAUGGUGGUCAGGAUGGUGGAUAUGGUCAGGAUGGUAGAGGUGGACGUGGUCGCGGAGGUGGAGGUGGCUUUGGAGGUCGAGGAGCGGGUGGUUUUGACAGAGGUGGUCGUGGAGGACCCCGGGGCAGAGGAGGAAUGGGAAUGGGCGAUCGCGGAGGAUUCAAUAAGUUUGGUGGGCCCAGGGAUCAUGGAGCUGGUGGGCCCAAUAUGCAGGACCAGGAUAACUCUGACAACAACACCAUCUUUGUGCAAGGUCUUGGAGACGACUAUACCGUGGAGUCAGUAGCAGAUUUCUUCAAACAGAUCGGCAUCAUCAAGGUCAACAAGAAAACAGGAUUACCCAUGAUAAAUCUGUACACAGACCGAGAGACAGGAAAGCUUAAAGGGGAGGCUACUGUUUCCUUUGAUGACCCUCCUUCUGCAAAAGCAGCCAUUGAUUGGUUUGAUGGUAAAGAUUUUAAUGAAAAUCCUAUCAAGGUGUCCUUCGCUACUCGCAGAGCUGAAUUUGGACGCGGUGGUGGUGCCAUGAGAGGUGGUCAAGGUCGAGGUGGGCCGAUGGGCCGUGGGGGAUUUGGGGGUGGAAGAGGUGGUGGUGGUUUUCCAGGCAACAAUGGUGGCGGCAGCGGUGGUGGUGGUGGCCAGCAAAGAGCAGGAGACUGGAAAUGUUCAAACUCAACUUGUGGUAAUUUGAACUUCUCAUGGCGAAAUGAGUGUAAUCAGUGCAAAGCUCCCAAACCGGAAGGAAGUGGAGGAGGAAUGGCACCGAUGGGAGGUGGUUUUGGUGGAGACAGAGGUAGAGGCGGUUUUGAUCGAGGUGGUUUCCGCGGCCGUGGUGGCGAUCGAGGGGGCUUCAGAGGAGGGAGGGGAGGUGACCGGGGAGGAUUUGGACCCGGCAAGAUGGACUCAAGAGGUGAACACAGACAUGACCGCAGAGACCGGCCUUACUAAUGGGAAAUUCUCUUUUGUCCAAAUAAGACUUUAAUUCAGUGUGGGACCAGUAUUUACUCCACUUCAACAUGUAUUACCUUGUUGCUCAUGUUUUGUGUUGUAUGUUGUUAAAACUAUCGUUUUUGUUUUAGUUCUGGUAAUAUUAUUAUUAUUAUUAAUAUUUUUUUCUCUCUGUAUUCUGAUAUUCUUAAUCAUGAAAUUUGUGUUUUUCCUUUCUGAAUUUGUUGGUGUUUCGGUCAGUUGUAAUAUUUGUGCAAUUUAUUAAAUGUACUUUCUUUGACAUUUGUUUGAAAACUGGUUUAAAAUGAAAAAUGUAUGAAAAAUA
Molecule: messenger RNA, 2087 nt
Organism: Cyprinus carpio (common carp)
Lineage: Eukaryota; Metazoa; Chordata; Actinopteri; Cypriniformes; Cyprinidae
Biological process (GO): regulation of DNA-templated transcription
Cellular component (GO): nucleus
Molecular function (GO): transcription coregulator activity; RNA binding
Source: RefSeq, a predicted model, not a curated record